AUGAAUUUUGACCAGAAGGCUGUGAAAUUCCUGGCAAAUUUUUACAUCAAUGGAGGAAAACACUGGACCAGGGGCCCCCUGAGUCAGAAGUCUCUUCAUCCCACCCAGCCCACGGCUGCUGUGCUGUGGUGGGACGAGGAGGUCCAGGCAGCCUGGGAUGAGAUGUGGCCCCCAAAAACGAAGAGGGCCCCAGAGGGCUUCAGGUUAAGAAUGGGCACCCCCAAUGAGUCCACACCUGUCUGCACAGGGCCCCUGAGGGAGCUGUUGCUAGAGCGGCGUCCUCCAAUCCUGACCGACCUGGAUGUCCCUGGCCCCACCAAGUAUGAGAUGCCCAGCGCGUCUCUGUCUCUGCGAGAGUACUCUCCACACCCCCAUUUCACCUUCGGUUCCAAGUACCCGGGUCGAGAGGGUGGUGGCCGCAGGGCAUGGCAGACCGUGUGGUUCCAAAGUGAAAACCCCUUCAUACAGAAGACCGACUUCAACAGAGAGCAAAAGUGGCCGUCGCCCGCCGAGUACAAGCCUCUGAGCCAGCCUGCCUUCCCGGCCUUCAGCUUUGGAGGCCGUCGUCGCUCUGCUGUCAAAAUACCCGAGAGUCAUUUCCGCCCAGGGAUGCUCCGAGACCGAGGUCCUCGUUCCUACACCCCACUCAUGCCUGCCCCCCAGCCCUCCGGCGAGAAGCGACCCAGCCCCAACACCUAUGACAUCCUUCCCGGGUGCCGUUUGCAGAGCACGCGCUCACCUGCCUUCUCCAUGAGCCGCUCUCCGGCCCUUACCUCCUGGGCGAGCUCAUCCCGAACCCCAGGUCCGGGGGCCUAUUACGUGGAAGACUGCUACAACUCACGCUUCCCGGCUUCGCCUGGAGUGGUCAUCCAAGGAGUGCGCAGACCCAAGCGCCACGACACAGGCCCCUUCUGCACCCUGUAG
This is a messenger RNA of Acomys russatus (golden spiny mouse), 924 nucleotides long. It is a transcript of the gene Stpg3, whose product is annotated as sperm-tail PG-rich repeat containing 3. Gene Ontology annotation, cellular component: cytoskeleton. The record is from RefSeq and is a predicted model, not a curated record. The coding region runs from base 1 to 924 and encodes 307 amino acids. NCBI's taxonomy places the organism in Eukaryota, Metazoa, Chordata, Mammalia, Rodentia, Muridae. The transcript has 6 exons.